GUGUGCAGUACAUGACGCUUUCCUGCUGCCGUGCAGGGGUCUGUUUCCGUUCUCUCCAGCUGAGCAGCAAGAGCAGCAGCAGGAGCAGCAGCCUGAAAAUCCCCCUUCCCUUUCCCAAGGCUCCAUCGCCGGGAGGGUGGAAGGAUGUUUGCAGUGUGCCAGCCAGAUGUCCCCCUGAACGCUCCGUUCCAUGACGGCAAGCGGGACGCGACACUGGGCACGGCCUUCCUCGCUGAACGGGAGCUCAGGCAGGACAAGAAUUUCAACUUUGUGGUGGAAGGGUAUGACAGCAACGAGAACUGGAGCCAGGCGGUGCUUGGGACCCCGAUGGAGGGGGGCUCUGGCCAGAUAGAAAACACAACAAAUCCAGCCGAUAAUCUGGUGUUAUUAGUGCAGAGACAGACAGCUCAGGGCAGGCUUAGGGAUGCUCCCCGAGGGCUGAAGUCAGACGAGCUGGGCCUCUCUGAGGAGGAUGUGUGCAGCCCCUCCAAGGGAGCCGAGCUCAGCGGUGCAGAGAAGGAGAAAACGGCUACCGAGGACACGGCCGAAGAGUGUGGGAGAUUGGCUGGCUCCCCCUUAGAGGACAAUGGCUAUGCCAGCAGCUCCCUCAGCAUCGACAGCCCCGACAGCAGCACCGGCAACGCCUGGGAGGCACCCGCUGCUGCCACCAAAGACCCAAGGAACCAGCCACCGCCUCCGGGGCCCGACGCUGAUCCCGAAAACUCCUCCGACUCAGACACUGUCUUCCCGGUGCUGGCCGAGGCCUUCCAGAACCUCCAGGACAAGAUGAGAUUCAAGGAGCGGGAGAAGGAGAAACACCACAUCCACCUGGUGAUGUAUCGGCGCCUGGCCCUGCUGCGCUGGAUCCGCGGCCUCCAGCAGAAAGUGGUGGACCAGCAGAGCCGGCUGCAGGAGAGCUUCGACACCAUCCUGGACAACCGCAAAGAGCUCCUCCGGUACAUCCAGCAGGGCGUGGUGUGCCCCAAAGCACCGGCUCAUGCUGGCCUGUGAAAGAUGCUCAUCUCCCAUCUGUCACAGUUCAGAUCCCUCCCAACCCCCCACCUUACCCAGCUCCAACCAGCAUCCAGGAUUGGGCCCCCCAGAGCUUUGCAGUCAGCUCCCAGGGUCUGCACGGAAGGCUGGCGUGAGAUGCUCUUGCCUUAUGCACCCAGGGAUUUCGUGAAGCAUGAGGACACCAGAUCUGACGAACGCCACGUGGCACAACGCAGCUAGAAGUACGUUCCCGUCCGUUUCGGCACAUGGCUCUAGCUGAGAGCACAAGUAAAAGGUCCGACAUGUGCCCCAGCUAGCGGCUGAGAAGUCAGGGAACAGGAGCGGUUGGUCCCAUUUGAAAUGAGCCUGAUUAAUCCUUUCUCAACCCCACCCUGCAUGCUGCAUAUCCCUUAGCACAAAUCAUUAACCCUUCGCCAGCUGAUCAGCAGCUAGGAUUCACCAGUGUUCCCAAGACCCCAGUCUCACUAGAGAGCUCACCUGAGACCUGGGGUCACUAGUGAAUCGGCAUAGGCCAGUCAGCAAGCUAGUAUCUGAUUAGUUGGCAAGAUGGUUAUUUCUGGGUGGAAUGUUCCCUCAUAACAAUCCCCCUAAGAAUGGUCUUAUCCCUUAUGUCAAUCUACUGACCUCUCUCUGCAUCCAUCCCACGUCCUUAUCGUUCUCUCUGUCCAUCCCAGCUGAGCUGCCUACUCAGAGGUCCAAUGAGUGCCCAGAGGCUCUCAAAUUUCACCCUAAACCCAUAACCAUGUAGUGCUUCGAAGGCGAUCUGUCAGGAACUCCCCAACAGGCUCUGCCAAUGCCUCCUCUCGUCUCUUUCUCCUCCUCCCCCUGCAACCAUCUCAUCGCCCACCCCCCACCCCCACCUUCGCUCUGUGUGACUGCUCCCCCUCUUGCCGGCCAGCACAACUUCACCCGCUGGCUGCAUUGGCUGGAUAGCCGUUCAUCAGGGUCCCCUCUGCAGACAGCUCCCCUUGCUGCUGCUACCGCUGCUGCUUUCCCAUGACCAGGCUCACCCUGCCUGCCUCUUCCAAAGAGUGUUCUCUAGACCCAGCCUGUUGGUUACUACAGCUCUGAACGGGGCACAAUUCUCUUCACAAUCCCGCUUUGCUGAGGCUCAUGAUCUGAGACUGAUCUUUGAAACCCUCCCUAUAAAGCUUUUAGGUUGAAGGUUUCAUUUGGGUUCUAGCCUUCAGAGUUUUCCCUCCCCUUGUUGUUCUAGAAGCCAUGAUAAGAACUGCUGGAAAAAGAGAAUCUUUAUUCGGAGAUUUAAUGGCCAAAAGGGACCAUUGUAACCAUCCAGUUCUAGCCUGACCUGAUGAAUUGCAGGUGACAAAGGUGCUUUGCAGUCAGGUUAUGGUUUGCAUUGCACAGGCUGCAAGUUUCUUAGGGAACUUUUUACCUCACCUCUGUACCAUCUACUACAUUUCCCAUGAAAAACAACACUUAAAUGUGGGGGCGGGGAGAUGUUUGAAAGAGCCCAAAUCAAACCUUGAACCAUGAAGCUCAUGGAAACGCUGGAUUUUCCCUUCUCUAGCUCAGAUGGUAGGGCCUGAAUCGGAGAGCUGAGAUGCCAGAUCAGGCUGUUUUGUUGGUGGAACAUAUAAUUGCAAGUGGUGCAUGCCGCUCCCACAUGUUCAUUGCUGCGACGGGAAUGAGCUCCCGACUACAUUGUGUGUGUCUUGUGUUGACAGCCAAUGCCUUGUAAGAAACAGACUGUGCAUGUCCAGCAAGUGCUGUAAGAAUCGAUGGGUUGCAUAUGCUUGGGGAUUGUAAUCUGCAGCAAAGUGUGAUGUGCUCUGAGUGUAAAAGUCCAUCUGGUGACAAAGGCCCUAGAUUCAGCAAAGCAUUUCAGCUUGAGUUCUUCCCUAUUUGGCAACACACUUAAGCCCAUGCUCACUUUAAGCAUGUGCUCACACUGUAGCUUUUAAGGCCAUCUGACCUCCUUCACAGCACGGCCAGAUAAUUUCACCCAGGGAUUCCUGCAAUAAGCCCGGAACUUCUGUUUGAGCUAGAGCACAUCUUUUAGAAAGAUGUCCAGUCUUGGCUUAAUUCCCACUGACGUCUAGUUACACAUGAGCUUAACUGCUUUGCUGAUUUGAGAUGGGCUGAUGAAUUGGGGUCAAAGAGAGAGACUCAGACUACUAAGAAUUGAGCUCAAAAUGCUUUAAAAUAGGUUCAAGUUUCGUCUAAUAUUUUUUCACAUUCAGUAUUACAAUAUAUUGAUUUAGAUUUUUUAUUUUUUAUAUAUUACAUGCGCACACACACACACACACCUAUCUACCUACAGUAUAUAUUUAAAAACUUAGGUGCCAAAUCAGAAAAAUCCCCUAGUAAUAACCUUUCUCAAAGCUGUGCUCUUCAUGGUCUAUUAAUUUAUUAUAAUAAAGUAAAGAGAAUAACUUUUCUAAUCCAUUUUUUCCAAAGAAAAAUGCACAUACAGAGUAUAAGAAGUGUAAGAGAGAUUAAAAAGAGACCUUUGUGUUUAUUUGGUAUAUUUUCUUAAAAGUGAAUUUGCUCCAUAUUCUAUUAUUCUAUUUAUUGUACUGUAUUAGGGGAGGCAGUGUGGUUUAGUGGCAAGAGCAGAGGCCUAGGAGUCAAGAGACCUAGAUUCUGUUCCCACCUUUGCCACUGACCUGCUGAGUGACAUUGGGCGUGUCACUUCACCUCUCUGUGCCUCAGUUUUCCCAUCUGCAAAAUGGGUGUAAUGGUACUUAACCCAACAGAGUGCUCUGAGAUGGACAGAUAGAUUAAAAUGGCUAUAUAAGUACUAUGUAUUAUUAUUAUUAUUAGAUUAUAUUCCAUGCUUGCUGCACCUUCACAAAGCUGCAGUUGAUGCCUGCAAUAACUUCCAUUUUGCACCACGUUUCUUCAUAUCUUCCAGUAAGCGGAAGCGAGGACACGGUCCCAUAGCCCUCACUCACUUGUGUAGUUCCAGGAAAGUCAACAAGACGAGGCACGUGACUAAGGCUUGCUCAUGGGGGAAGGGGUUGGAGCAGUCAAAGCUGUGAUGCUGACCCUGCAAUCUUUAGACUGCAAGCUCUGCCUUCCUGUUAUACAGCUCUUCAGCACCUAACACAACAGGGCCCCAAUUCUUGACUGGAACCUCUAGGUGCUCCCACAAUAUAAAUUACCAGUAACUGAGUCAGUGGAGACUGCAGGGUCAGGUCCUGUAGAGAGCAGGGAAGCCCCAUUGCUGUAAUAAUGAAACACCUGUAGCCUGGGUUUUGGGAUAAGAUGAGCUAAAAUGGGCGACUGUCUUUAAGAAUCAGUUUUUAAAGAGGUAGCAUUCAAAAUGCAAGAAGGCGACCAGAUCUUGUCCUGGCAUCACAGAAGAAAACCUGCAACAGAUUUCUCGCCAUCUGCCUCCUGGCCAGGAGGACUCCAGACUCUUUGUGAGGAGAAGCACCUUGCUGCUUAAAGACCAUCACUGCUUUCAUGUUUGCUUCUAUUCAAGGGCCUGCUGGCUGUUGUCUGUAUCACUGACAUGACAUAUUAAUAA
This is a messenger RNA of Mauremys mutica (yellowpond turtle), 4510 nucleotides long. It is a transcript of the gene C23H1orf216, whose product is annotated as chromosome 23 C1orf216 homolog. NCBI's taxonomy places the organism in Eukaryota, Metazoa, Chordata, Testudines, Geoemydidae. The coding region runs from base 145 to 1011 and encodes 288 amino acids. The transcript is spliced from 2 exons. The record is from RefSeq and is a predicted model, not a curated record.